Molecule: messenger RNA, 4098 nt
Organism: Phymastichus coffea
Lineage: Eukaryota; Metazoa; Arthropoda; Insecta; Hymenoptera; Eulophidae
Product: junctophilin-1
Exons: 13
Coding region: 586-3594 (1002 amino acids)
Cellular component (GO): junctional membrane complex; plasma membrane; endoplasmic reticulum membrane
Source: RefSeq, a predicted model, not a curated record
GGCGCAAAAGCUCGCGUGCCGUCCCGAACUAAAAAAGCAUAUAGAACGAGAGAGAGAGAAAGAGAUUGAGAGAAAGAGAGAGAAAGAGAGAGAAAGAGAGAGAGAGAGAAAGAGAGAGAUAGAGAGAGAUAGAAAGAGAGAGAGAGAGAGAGAGAGAGAGGGAAAGAGAUAGCAGCUUUGCGAGUGCGUGCGACUUGUGUGUGCGUGCAAGUGAAGAAUUUCGGGGUGUCUAAAGUGGCAGCUCCGGCAGCGGUGGCGACUCUUUGCUCUACGAACGACCACGACGAUUGCCACGCAACGAAGAAAUUUAGAGAACUCGAUUCUCCCACAUGCCAGAGCCAAGGGGAGAGCAGCAGCACCACCACCAUCACGAUAGAGCCAGUCCAGCUGUCGGGCCGUGCAGCCGGAUGACGAAAGCGUCGACGAUGGCGACGAUGUUAAUGACGACGACGACGACGACGAUGACGACGACGACGACGAUGACGACGACGACGACGACGACGACGAGGACAACGACGACGACGAGAGCUUGAAAGUCGCCGACGAGGCGAUGCCGCCGGUGCUGAAGCCCCAACAACGAGCGUCAUGAUGCAGCCGAAUGGCUUGGCGGGUGGGGCGCAGAUGCCCCAGAGUCCCGGCCAUCAGCAGCAGCUGGGCCCGGGCAUGGGCAGGCCUCAAGUCAACGGGGGUCGCUUUGACUUCGAUGACGGCGGCACGUAUUGCGGCGGCUGGGAAGACGGCAAGGCCCACGGCCACGGGGUCUGCACCGGACCCAAGGGCCAAGGGGCCUACUCCGGCAGUUGGCAUUACGGAUUCGAAGUGUCCGGCGUCUACACCUGGCCUAGCGGCUCGUGUUACGAGGGCCAAUGGCAGAACGGCAAGCGCCACGGCCUCGGCAUGGAGACGCGCGGCCACUGGCUGUACCGCGGUGAGUGGACGCAGGGCUUCAAGGGCCGCUACGGGGUGAGGCAAUCGACCACCUCGACCGCCAAAUACGAAGGCACAUGGUCGAGUGGCCUUCAAGAUGGCUACGGCUCCGAGACUUACGCCGACAGCGGAACUUACCAGGGUCAGUGGCUGCGGGGUAUGCGACACGGUUACGGGGUGCGUGCGAGUGCGCCUUUCGGUCUGGCGUCUCACUACAAGUCCAAGACGCGGGCGUCGCAGACGUCCCUUCGGAGCGCCGAGGGAACGUCCGCGCCCACGCCCGAGCCGACCGACAGGCGAGACAGGCGCGUCGACGACAGCAGAGGAGGCUUCGUGCUCAAAGCGAGGAGCGACGAGCCGCCCGCGAGGCGCAAGUCGCUCACCGAAAAGUCCCUGAAGAAGGGCAUACUCGCUGGCUUGAAGAUCCGCAAGCAACGGAGCACGGGAGACCUUGAAAAGCGUGGCACGGCAGGCAGUAUCCGGAGCAAUGCGAGCACCGCGUCGUGGAUGUCGACCGAGAGCUCGCAGAGCCAGGCUUCCGCCUCGAUGCACACCGACAGCAACGCCUCCUUUGUUAUCGAGGACGAGCAGAUGGACGCCUCCGUAACCGAAACCUACCUCGGCGAGUGGAAGAACGACAAGCGGACGGGCUUUGGGAUCUCGGAGCGCAGCGACGGUCUGCGUUACGAGGGCGAGUGGUUCAACAACCGCAAGUACGGCUACGGCGUGACCACCUUCCGGGACAACACCAAGGAGGAGGGCAAGUACAAGAACAACGUGCUCAUCACCAGCCAGAAGAAGAAGCACCUGUUCCUCAUACGCUCGGCCAAGUUCCGCGAGAGGAUAGACGCGGCCGUGGCGGCGGCGCAGCGCGCCAGCAAGUUCGCCCUGCAGAAGGCCGACAUCGCCAUCUCGCGCACGGCCACGGCCAGGGGCAAGGCCGAGCUGGCCGACAUCGCCGCCGACCAGGCUAGGGAGGACUCGGACGUUGCCCAGCAGACGGCCAAGCAGUUCGCCCCCGACUUCCGGCAACCGGGACUCGAGAGGCUGAAGAACCGCGAAAUUCCAAGAUACGUUCCUCCGCCGCAGGACGCGGCGCCGACCAAGAGCAUUCUGCACAAGGGCUCGAGCGUAGACCAGCAGAACCUCUCGCCGAUGAAACAGCAGCCCGCCCAGCAGCAGCAGCCCAGCAUGACGCCCGACCGCACGGACGCGGGCGAGUCGAACCCCGGCGGGAGCGUCGGCCAGACGAUGGCCGCCAUGAGGCGGGCCAGCAUGAAGCCGCUGCCGCAGAAUGUGCUGGUGCUGCCGCAGAAUCAGCCGCCGAGCGCGACCAAUUACUCGCAGCCGAGCAGCCCGGGCUCGCCGUACACGCCGCCCUCGGGCAUCCUGCCUCAGAAUCAGUUCCCGAGCACCUCGCCGUCGCCUACUCCGGUCUAUCAGCAGCAGCAGCAGCAGCAGCAGCAGCAGCAGCAACAGCAACAACACCACCACCAACACCACCAGCAGCAGGCCUACCAGUACGCCACCUACUCGAGCUCGCAGAACCUGGACCAAUACGGAUACGCGCAGGGAUUCCAGAAUCAAUAUCAGGCCAGCGGUUACGCGAAUCAACAGAUGUUGUUACAACAGCAGGCGAUGGCUUCGUACAGCCCAAUGUCGCUAAGUCAAAUGAGCCUUUAUGGAGCCCAGCCAUUUGGUCCGCCUAUGCCGACCCAGUACGGAUACCAUCAGCAGCCGAUGAUGAAUCAGAUGAGCCAGUACGGUGCAAGCUCGCAGCAACAGCCACAAUUCGCGCAGAGGCCCGAUCAAAUGCAGCAACAGCAGUACUCGUCGGAGGAGAGUCAGAGGCAAGCUAACGCGGCGAGCAUACGUAGGAACAGCCGAGUGCUGAAUCCACAGGACAAGCCUGCUAGCGGCAUCGGGCAGACUCUCAAUGACAGGCUGGACCACUACAAGAGGCCUCCUAGCAGGGACAGCUCGGUCGACCGCUACCGAAGACAUCCGCUGAUCAGUGGCUCGAGGCAGCCGUCCGUCGACAAAAUGGCCUCGUCACCGACACCGGAUAUUCCAGACAACAGGUCGAUAAGAAGCCCAAGCGCCUUAAGGUCGGGUACGCCGCUGAACGGCAGUGUGGUCGGCAGCGGGGCGGCGACGCCGACCUACGCCGCUUCGACGUCCAGCCAGUUCGAAUACGUGCUGCUGAAGAACAAGGGUCUCGGCCAGGAGAUACUGCCGAGUCCUGGGCAGCCCAAGCGAACCGAGAGCCUGUACGUCACGCCUGGUCGCGGCGGCGGCGGCGGCGGCGGCGGCGGCGGCGCUAGCGCUGCUGCUGCUGGUGCUGGCGGCGGAGGCGGAGGCGGACAUAAGGCGAUGCCAGCGGCGGCGAUGAGCCUUCAGCGCAAGAAAUCGCUGCCGGACGUGGCGCAGCCGAUCCAGCUGACCGCCACCACGCCCCUCUCCAGGGAGGAGGUCAGCGCGCUCAGCAGCAUCCGGCGCGAGGAGAUCAGGCGGCAGAUCGACGAGCACGAGAGGCUCCGAGCUAACCCUCUCCUCUACCUUGUCAGUCCUCAGGUCAAAGACUGGUUCUCAAGACAACAGCUGGUGAUGCUGGUGCUCUUCAUCAACAUAUCGCUGGCGCUGAUGUUCAUCAAGCUGCUGACGUAGCACAAGCGGGCCGACGACGAUCGGCCGGAGCGUCGAGUCGUGCAGGUCACUUGAGCGAGCGGCAAUGUGAGCAAGUGCGAGGGCAGCAGGAGGCACUCUCGAGCCCCUGGCGGACACCACAGCUCCAGCACGCGCUAUUGGUUCCGUGGGGCGACGGAGGAAGAGGAGAAAGCACGACGAAGCGGCAUUUUACCUGUGAAAAUGGACGAGAUCUCGUCGCGCGUCGGACGUCGGCGAGACAAGAUUUAUCCUGUUGUUGUUGAUGUUGUUGUUGCUGUUAAACGUUUAUUGUUAAUGCUCGCAGACCUGACGACCACGUUUAUGUAGACUCUAACGCAAACGAACCAUUUGUUAACCGUCCGCACGCAUAUAUGAAGCACGAAGGCGCUGCUGCAAGCAGACGUACGAGGACGCGAAUAUUUGUAUUUGGCUUCACCAAAACAAUUCUCUUCGAGUUUCUUAUAAGAGACAACUCUGUAAUAUAUUUCAAGAAAAAGACAAAAA